UUACCGUCAUACGGCUUUCCAGCGUGAGUUCACACAGGCACCGGCCCGUCAGCGCGCUCGUGGGGAAAGUGGGCGCGAGCGUGCCGGAGGAGUUCGCUCGCGCCGCGGCUCAGGAAGGAACUUCGACGCUCAACUGUCCCAGCAAGACCAAUGAACGCCAAACUGGUCAUGUUUCUUAAACCCUAGCCCACGAAACACCUGGAAUAUCUCGUCAGCUGAUUCCAUUUCAACCCAACACACCUUAACAUGCCCCACUCCUUCUGCUAUUGACCUUUGACCUCUGACAGCAAUGGCGGACCGCUCGGUGGCUCCAGGUCAGAUGUACAUAGAGGUGGAGUAUGACUACGAGUACAAAUCCAAAGACCGUUUGAUAACCAUUAAACAGGGGGAAAGUUACGUGCUUGUGAAGAAGACCAAUGAAGACUGGUGGCAGGUGCGCAAGGAUGAGGCCACUAAACCCUUCUAUGUCCCAGCGCAGUAUGUGCGGGAGGUGCGACGUGCUCUCAUGCCCCCUCCUAAACCCCUCGGUGCAGCAGGCCGAGGGGGGACUGGACCCAUUCGACCAUCUGGCCUGGAGAUUCAGCGGCCAUAUGACAACAAAAAGAGCCCGUGUCCCUCUCCCUCUGGCAGUGCUUUACUGCCGCCCAGGGAUGACAGAGGCAGCCCGGGCAGCCCGACGGCGCUCGUCCCCCCCACACAAAUGAACACUUCACCUGGCUCACUUCCUCGUUCCAGAGCCGAGUCCCCAAGUCACAAAGUAGAUGGAGAUAAAGAGUUAGAGAAGAGCAGUCGAGGACUGGAAAAAGAUGCAAUUCAUGAAGAGUUUGCCAGAGAGGGAGGCGGCUUGGAUAAGAACCGAAAUGAUUCAGAAUCCGGGGAUGAUCUCAGCAGCGGUUCAACUGAUAACCUACAGAUUUUAGGUUCAGGGCAGGGCAGGCCUGGCUCUCCUGUCUACACAAACCUACAGGAGCUGAAGAUCUCUCAGUCCUCCACCCCUCCAUUGCCGUCCUCCUCUCCGCUCCACACCAAUGGCGACUGGGAGACUCACAAAGAUCAGAAAGGCAGACACUUCUACUACAACCGCAGCACGCAGGAGAGGACCUGGAAACCCCCACGGGCACGGGACAGCUUCACCAGGAAAGAGGAGAAACAAGACAUGACUGACACUGAGUUUCUGUCCUCAGAGGAAAACUGUCUGAGCAGCCAAUCAGACAGCCAGUACGGUUCGCCCCCUAGAGGCUGGUCUGAGGAAAUGGAUGAGCAUGGACACACUCUCUAUGUGUCUGACUAUACUAAUGAGAAGUGGUUGAGACACACAGAUGAGCGAGGCCGGCUGUAUUACUACAGUGCAGAUGGCUCCAGAUCUGAGUGGGAACUUCCUAAAAUCGGUCUCAAAUCACAGUCUAACCACUCAGCUCUGCUACCAGGAGAUGCGCACAAAACUCGUAGUCUUGACCGGAGACUGCCUGAUUCCAUUCCUAUCAGGACGAGACACAGCGUAUAUUUACACGAGUCCAAUGACAAGUUAAAACAGAAAUCCGUCAAAGACCGGCGAACCUUACCCCCGCACCGCAAAAGCACCUUCCGCUCUCACCCUUAUAGGCCACAACCAUCAGAGAAAUGUGGCACUUUAAACAUGACUAAAAUCACUGAACAUGGAAAGAAGGUCCGGAAGAACUGGACCUCCUAUUGGACAGUUUUGCAGGGUUCUUCACUACUAUUUAAUAAGGGCCAAGGGGGCGGGACUGGUUGGUUUGGAAGAGACCAGAAGCUGGAGUUUAGUGUGGAACUCAAAGGCGGUUCAGUAGACUGGGCAUCUAAAGACAAAUCCAGCAAGAAACAUGUUCUAGAGCUGAAGACUCGACAGGGCAUGGAGCUCCUCUUGCAGUCAGAUAACGAGAGCCUCAUCAAUGAGUGGCACAAGGCUUUGAUUGAAGCCAUACACACAUAUGCUUGGGAGUCUGAUGAGGCCAUUGAAGAAGACAUGCCAGAAUCUCCUGACACUGAGAAACAUGACAAAGAAAAAGAGCAAAGAAACUCCAAGAAGGGCAGAGGUGUGUGUGUGUGUGUGUGUCUAUCGAAGAAGAAGACCAAGCUGAUGAAGCUCCUCACAGGCAGACCCACUUUACAGGCCGUCAAAGACAAGGGUUACAUUAAAGAUCAGGUGUUUGGCUCCAGUUUGAGCAGUCUUUGUCAGAGAGAAAGUACCACCGUCCCUCACUUUGUCUCGAUGUGCAUUGAGCAGGUGGAGAAGAACGGGUUAGGAGUGGAUGGUUUGUACAGAGUCAGUGGAAAUUUGGCCAUUAUACAAAAACUGAGAUUUGCUGUUAAUCACGAUGAAAAAGUGGAUUUAGGGGACAGUAAAUGGGAGGACAUUCACGUAACCACUGGAGCCCUGAAGAUGUUUUUCCGUGAGCUGCCAGAACCUCUAUUCCCCUUCGCUUUCUUCAACAACUUCAUCACCGCUAUCAAAAUGCCAGAUUAUAAGCAGAAAGUUCAGGCAGUUAAAGAUCUGAUGAAGCAACUGCCACGGCCAAACCACGACACCAUACUGGCGCUCUUCAAACACUUGAAGAAAGUAAUCCAGCAUGUCGACGAAAACAGGAUGACCACGCAGAGUGUAGCUAUCGUGUUCGGCCCGACACUCCUACGCCCAGAGGUAGAGACGGCAAAUAUGGCCGUGCAUAUGGUCUACCAGAAUCAGAUCGUUGAGCUCAUUCUUAUGGAAUAUGAGACCAUAUUCGGCAGGUAGGUCACACGCACAGGAACCCUUUGACCAAACCCAACGGGACACAGUUACUGCUGAAGACCGACAGCCCAAUGGCUGCCAGACUGAACACUGAACAUAACGUACGUUUACAUGAGAGGAACACCCGUAUUAGA
This is a messenger RNA of Sinocyclocheilus rhinocerous, 2883 nucleotides long. Its product is annotated as rho GTPase-activating protein 12-like. Gene Ontology annotation, cellular component: cytoplasm. Gene Ontology annotation, molecular function: protein binding. The transcript is spliced from 19 exons. Gene Ontology annotation, biological process: signal transduction; regulation of GTPase activity. Lineage: Eukaryota; Metazoa; Chordata; Actinopteri; Cypriniformes; Cyprinidae. The record is from RefSeq and is a predicted model, not a curated record. The coding region runs from base 290 to 2752 and encodes 820 amino acids.